AUGUCAGAACAACCCAAACACCCAGUCCCCAUCGUUGUCGAUGAAAUUACAAAAGCCCCCGGAAACAGUCUUUUUGAACUUCGGUCUUUUAUGAGACCAGGCCCAAACCUGGUUCUCAAGAGCGCGCAAUGGUUGAACCGCAAUCGCAAAGACUGGAACGAAGGAACAGCAGCGUCGCAAUCUAGCAAAGUAUACCAAAAACUUGAAAAGAAGGUGGACUCUUUGGUAGAUGAUGUGUCAAAGUUCGUGGCUAGCGGCACAGAGCUAAACAACAGCGUCAAACAGAUGGCUGAAAUGUACGAGCAAAACCUUGAGGCGACAACCCGUGAUGCGCAGGAUAUCAGCCAGAGCAUCGGAAAGCUGUCGAAGAAUGGAACGAAAGCAUUUGAAGCGGUGACUUCCAAUGCUGACGCGGCGACUGCGAGUGCUUGCGCAGUGCAAGACGCCGCCGCGGCAACAAAAGAAGCGAUGGAUACUUUGAACCAGAGCCUCAGGAACGUACAUGUGGUGGCAAACUAG
Colletotrichum spaethianum is the source of this 519-nucleotide messenger RNA. RefSeq lists its product as uncharacterized. Bases 1 to 519 code for a protein of 172 amino acids. The transcript is spliced from 2 exons. Lineage: Eukaryota; Fungi; Ascomycota; Sordariomycetes; Glomerellales; Glomerellaceae. The record is from RefSeq and is a predicted model, not a curated record.